Molecule: messenger RNA, 2163 nt
Organism: Lagenorhynchus albirostris (white-beaked dolphin)
Lineage: Eukaryota; Metazoa; Chordata; Mammalia; Artiodactyla; Delphinidae
Gene: BORA
Product: BORA aurora kinase A activator
Exons: 12
Coding region: 162-1916 (584 amino acids)
Biological process (GO): activation of protein kinase activity; regulation of mitotic spindle organization; regulation of mitotic nuclear division
Cellular component (GO): cytoplasm; nucleus
Molecular function (GO): protein kinase binding
Source: RefSeq, a predicted model, not a curated record
GCUGGACUGGCACCUCGGAAGCGCCCUGGAGUCGCUUUGGGGGGCUUCCUAUUUGUACACACCACUAGGUAUGUUCUUUGUAGUUCCUGGCCUUUCCUCCUGUCUCGAAUUGGAGAGCUCACGUAGCCCGGCUCCGGACCGGCCUGCACGCUCGCCUCGGGAUGAGUGGAAGCUGCCAGGGAGUAGGUGCGGAAGAGGGGUCGCCAAGAAAGAGUGAUCGAUUUUCUCUCUGUGCUAUGGGAGAUGUCAGAGAAUCAAAAAUGCAAAUAACACCUGAAACUCCAGGAAGAAUUCCUGUUUUAAAUCCUUUUGAAAGUCCUGGUGAUUACACUAAUCUCCACGAACAAACUGUCUCCAGUCCUUCUGUUUUUAAAUCGACAAAAUUACCAACUCCAGGGGAAUUUAGAUGGUCUAUUGAUCAACUAGCCGUAAUAAAUCCUGUAGAAAUAGACCCAGAAGACAUUCAUCGUCAAGCUUUAUACUUAAGUCGUUCUCGAAUAGAUAAAGAUGUGGAAGACAAAAGACAAAAAGCCAUUGAAGAGUUUUUCACUAAGGAUGUCAUCGUACCCUCUCCUUGGACUGAUCAUGAAGGGAAGCAGCUUUCAGAAUAUGAUUCCAGUAAAUGUAUUAACGUCAAUAAUGAAUCUCCAAUUGGAAGAAAGCUGACCGUACAUUCUGAGACAAGCAAUGCUGCUUGCCAGACAUUGCUGUCUCUUCCUGUGGAUUUUAAUUUAGAAAAGGUAUUAGGUGACUAUUUUAGAGCUGAUGAAUUUGCAGAUCAAUCUCCCGGAAACCUCAGUUCUUCAUCCCUCAGAAGAAAGCUAUUUUUAGAUGGCAACGGAAGUAUCUCUGACUCCUUACCUCCAGCUUCUCCCAGAAGUCCUCGUAGUGGUGUUCAAGCAUCACUUGAGGUUUUUUAUUCAAUAGAUCUAUCUCCUGUGCAGUGUAGGAGCCCUGUGCAGACCCCGAGUUCGGGGCAGUUUUCUUCUAGCCCUAUUCAGGGUAGUGCAAAAAAAUACAGUUUGGGAAGCAUAACCAGUCCUUCACCUAUUUCUUCACCCACUUUCUCACCAAUUGCAUUUCAAAUAGGAAAGACACCACUCUCAGAGCAAAGGAAGUUAACUUUCCAUUCUCCUGAUGCUUCGUCUGGAACAAAUUCUAAUGGAAUUACCAAUCCGUGUAUCAGAAGUCCUUAUAUAGAUGGCUGCUCACCAAUUAAAAAUUGGUCUCCUAUGAGACUUGAGAUGUGUACAGGGGGUGCUAAGUAUCGGCCCUCACUGAUUCGGGUACCUUUUACUCUCGAGGCUCACAGCGAAGAUGAAGGAGACAAGGCAGAUGUUCCUUCCACAGACGCCUCCUCCCUAGCCAUGGGCACGGCUGGAGUCCACCUGCCGCAGUUGGAUGGUGACACUUGUCCACAUGGCGCGCACUUGGUAGUGACCGCCAUGUCUAUUACCCAGAACCAGUCCGGUGCUUCUGAGAAAGAAUUGGCACUGCUUCAGGAUGUGGAAAGUGAGAAGGAGAAUAACACUGUGGAUAUGGUCGAUCCCAUAGAGAUAGCAGAUGAGACCACUUGGAUUAAGGAGCCCGUUGAUAAUAGGAGUUUACCCAUGACUGACUUUGUGAGUGGGAUCGCCUUCAGUAUUGAAAACUCUCACAUGUGCAUGUCACCUCUCGCAGAAAGCAGUGUCAUUCCUUGUGAAAGCAGUAACAUUCAGAUGGAUAGUGGCUAUAAUACACAGAAUUGUGGAAGCAAUAUUAUGGAUACGGUUGGAGCAGAAAGUUACUGCAAAGAAAGUGAUGCACAAACCUUGGAAGUCGAGAAUAAAUCUCAAGUUUUUAAUAUAAAGCAAGACCACUCAAUGCAAAGGUGUUGGAUGAAAAUUGCAAAUCGGCCUCAAUGCAGCAGCCCGUAGAGCACCUCUCUCAGAACCAAAGCCUCUAACUGGACAGCUCCUCACAUAUUUUUCAUGCAUGGGAUCCAUAAUGUGAUCGUGAUGGGGAAGGAACUGCUUCAACUAACAUGCUGAGCUUUUUUUCUUUCCCUCCUUAAUGUGAAAAACCAAGGGCUUAAUUUAGUGACAACAGAAAAGCUCCUGGAACUUUCAAAGAAGUUACUGAAGUACAAGUUCAGCUUUUAGCAAUAAAUAUUUUUGUACUGAC